Molecule: messenger RNA, 1565 nt
Organism: Phycomyces blakesleeanus NRRL 1555(-)
Lineage: Eukaryota; Fungi; Mucoromycota; Mucoromycetes; Mucorales; Phycomycetaceae
Exons: 6
Coding region: 92-1108 (338 amino acids)
Cellular component (GO): mitochondrion
Molecular function (GO): electron transfer activity; flavin adenine dinucleotide binding
Source: RefSeq, a predicted model, not a curated record
UGUUGUUCUCCUUCUUUCCUCCGUUUACUACCACUUCCUUUUUUUUUUCUUAUUCUUACUUCUUUUUUUUUUUGGAUAUCUAAAUAACAUCAUGCUCGCCACCACCGCACGUAUUGCUAUCCAGGCACGUCCUUUCAUUUCCCAGCGUUUCUACGCAACUGGCGCUGGUGCCUCGACCCUCUUGUUGGUAGAGCACAAGGACGGUCUGAUUGGCGGUGCUACUCUCAAUGCCUUGUCGGCUGCUUCCAAGCUCGGUGGAUCCAUCACUGCCUUGGUUGCCGGUGAUGCCCCCGAGGCCGUUGCCAAGCAGGUUGCCAAGUACGAUGGUGUCUCCAAAGUUCUCACUGCCACCGGUGCUGCCUAUGCAAACGGUCUCCCCGAGUCCUUUGCUCCUCUGUUGGUUGAGAUCCAAAAGGCCAACGGCUACACCCACUUGGUUACCGGUCACACUGCCUUUGGCAAGAACAUCUUCCCCCGUGCUGCUGCUCUUCUUGACGUAGCUCCUAUUUCCGAUAUCACUGGUGUCAGCAGUGAGGAUACCUUUGUUCGUCCUAUCUAUGCGGGUAAUGCUAUUGCCACUGUCCAGUCCAAGGAUGCUAUCAAGUUCAUCACUGUUCGUGGUACUGCCUUUGCUGCUGCUGAGGCCAACAAUGCCACCGAGGCUACUGUUGAGGCUGCCCCCACUGCCGAGACCUCGGAUGCCACCCAGUGGCUCGGUGAGUCUAUCCAGAAGAGUGACCGUCCCGAUCUUGGAUCUGCCAGCCGUGUCAUCAGUGGUGGUCGUGGAAUGAAGAAUGGUGAGAACUUCCAGCUUCUCUACGCUCUUGCUGACAAGAUGGGUGCUGCCGUUGGUGCUUCCCGUGCUGCUGUCGAUGCUGGUUUCGUUGAUAACUCCCUCCAGGUUGGUCAGACCGGAAAGAUCGUUGCUCCUGAGUUGUACAUUGCUGUCGGUAUCUCUGGUGCCAUUCAGCAUUUGGCCGGUAUGAAAGAUUCCAAGACCAUCGUUGCUAUCAACAAGGAUGCCGAUGCACCCAUCUUCCAGGUGGCUGAUUAUGGAUUGGUUGAGGAUCUUUUCAAGGCCGUUCCUGAGAUGACUGAGAAGCUCUAAGCUAAUAUUUAUACACAAACAUUAUACGUAUAUACAGGUGCGCGCGCGUACAUGCACACGCACCGAUACGUAUAUAUUUAUAUUAAGUAAAAUCUCAUUUAGACAGAACUCCAAAAGAGAAAUACAUACAUAUAUAUAUAGAGAGAGAGAGAGAAAAGCUUUAUUGACCUUAUUCUUCUCUUCUUUUCUCUUCUCUUUUUUCUUCUUUCUUUCUCUUUCUCUUCUUCUUCCUUUUUGUUUCAAUAAUCACCAUCAACUCCCCCACACUCUUCAAACAAACCAAACCAAACCAAACCAAAACAAUGACAACAAUCAACCAUGAUAUCAAUCUAGGAAAUUAACCAAAUAAUACUAGUUUAUGGGUGGGUGUUUUUGGAAGAAAUUUGGGAGCAUAAGACUUACAAAUGGGUUAAAUAAAAUAAGGAGUGAAUUUCUUUAAAGAAGUUCCCUCUUAUCU